AUGUCAUUUUAUACCAGUUCAGUAAACACCAGUUUUAGCUAUCAUAUCUUUUAUCGAACCCUUUGGUGGGACAAGGGAGAACUUAACGAAAAGGCAAAGUGGGAAGAAGUAACAUUACCUUAUGUGCUUGCUAAGGGGAUCGACAUUGAGAAAUAUGAAAGACGUACAGAAAAGUUUAAUAUUCAUGGAUGUUGGGAGUGGUCAAACAGAGAAGUCUUAAUUUACGAGUUGCCUUCUAUGCCACACAAAGUUUGCAUCAGUGCAAUCACUACCGAAAUAAUUGUGAGUUGCGUUCCUGUAAUGCGAACUAAUACUGAGAUUUAUAGUUUUGGUUCUACUAAAACGCGUGACAGAAACCGUGGAAAAGAAGCCGAUGCAUCAUUUCGUCCAAAAAAACCAGCUGUAACUGCUCCAAAUGGGAGCGACAGAAAUAAUUAUCCUUGGCCAAAUUUGGUUGUGAAAGUAGCCUACACUGAAACAUUAGAUCAUAUCAAGAAAGCAUUGUGCUAUUGGUUAAGUCCUGGUCGUGCCCAUGAUUGUAUUAUUGUAAAAAUCGAUCCGGUCCUUCAGGGUCAAGUACCUACUCGUAUGAGAGCUUGGCAUUAUUGUGUCUCAGCAGGUAGAGGAAUGAGAAAUUCGCCUCCUCUUGUAAUUGAGUUCGAAUUUGGAACACAAGAUGGAACUGGAGCUCCAUUAAAUAUUUUGCAAGGUCAACCUCAACACACUAUCAGUAUCUCAUUAACUUGUCUUUAUCAUAACUUGAAGCAAUCUACGCCCCCUACACCUCCUGUUCAAAUCCCUCGAAAUCUUUUACCUGAUCCUAUUCUAUUGGACUUCUAUUUUAUUCAACGUGCUAUCACAGAAGCAUUUGACAUUCAUUAG
Rhizophagus irregularis DAOM 181602=DAOM 197198 is the source of this 882-nucleotide messenger RNA. RefSeq lists its product as uncharacterized. Lineage: Eukaryota; Fungi; Glomeromycota; Glomeromycetes; Glomerales; Glomeraceae. The record is from RefSeq and is a predicted model, not a curated record.